Messenger RNA from Lytechinus variegatus (green sea urchin), 875 nucleotides. RefSeq lists its product as uncharacterized. The transcript has 2 exons. Bases 353 to 820 code for a protein of 155 amino acids. Lineage: Eukaryota; Metazoa; Echinodermata; Echinoidea; Temnopleuroida; Toxopneustidae. The record is from RefSeq and is a predicted model, not a curated record.
UUGCACAGCUACAGAGAAGCAACACAUCACCUCGGCUCUUAUUUCUAACGGUUACCCGCGCUCUUUCGUUAACCGCGUCGCUAAGAAGAAGAGCGCCCCGUCCGAACAGCUUGCGCAAUUUAAAUCCGCUAUAGUAAUCCCGUUUGUUGAUGGUAUCGCGCAUCUUCUCCGCCGGCGCUUGGAGAGGCAUGGCAUCCGAGUUAUAUUUAAGUCCGAUAGCAUCCGCAGCCAGCUGGUCCGUCCGAAAGACCGCCCGAUCCCCGACAGACGCGAUGGGGUUGUUUAUAAGAUCCCUUGCUCGACCUGCGACAAAGUCUACAUCGGUGAGACUGGUAGACCUGUGGGGGAACGCAUGAAGGAACAUCGCCGUGAUGUUCGGCUUAGGCGCACCGAUAGCUCUGCUGUUGCAGAACAUGCUUGGGACUCCGAUCAUCUACCUAACUGGGAUGAGGUCAGCUGCAUCGCUAAUGAUAAGCAUUGGUAUACGCGGCGCAUUAAGGAAGCGAUCCAGAUCCGUUUGCAUCCGAGCAAUAUCAACAGGGACAGCGGCAUUGAGAUCCCUGAUGAAUGGUUACCUACCAUCCGACGGCAUACUGCAUCCACAGUUCACAGCGCGCGGCGCCCGCACCAGCGGGUGCCUGACACCAGCGCGGACGCUGAUUGGCCGGCUGCAUCGGCCAAUCACAGCGCGGACCCUGAUUGGCCAGCGGCUCCGGCCAAUCACAGCGCGGCUCACGCCCGAGUGGAGCCAGACAAUAGCUCCCGACGCUAUAUAACCCGUGCGCAGCAGCGUCUUUGCUCAUUGCCUGACGAAGUCUAGCAGCUUGCAGACGAAACGUCGCUUUCCUACUACGUUUGCUACAUCGUGAGACAAC